This is a messenger RNA of Lagopus leucura (white-tailed ptarmigan), 4687 nucleotides long. It is a transcript of the gene SYCP2, whose product is annotated as synaptonemal complex protein 2. The transcript has 45 exons. The record is from RefSeq and is a predicted model, not a curated record. Lineage: Eukaryota; Metazoa; Chordata; Aves; Galliformes; Phasianidae. The coding region runs from base 1 to 4548 and encodes 1515 amino acids.
AUGCACUCACAGCCCGGCGCGAGCCGCACCUUCGCGUCAGCGCUCCCUGCCAGCAGGCAGCCAACGAACGCCGCCCGGCGGAAACUGCGCGUGCCCGAAGAAGGCGGAAGAGUCUUUCACAGUAAGAGGAAUCCGCCUCCCGCUUACAUCUCCGACGACGAUUGGCUGCACGGGUCCACGAUCUCGGGCGGUGAUUGGCUGGGAAUCAGUAGGUCUGGGUGUGAUUGGCCGGCGGGAAGUGGCGGUUUUUUUCUCUCGCCGGCGGUGAGCUCAUCAGUUGCCAAAAUGGCAGCCAGGAGGGAGAUGCAGUUUGAAAAGCUAAUUGAUGAAGUUACAAGGAAAAAAAAUUUUGAAUUAUUAGAACAAUACCUGGAAAGAGAAGAUUGUGAAAAUAUCUCUUACAAAUGCAGCAAACAGUUCGUCAGCAAGUUAGACAAGCUUCUGUGUCAGGAACUUGACAAACAAGAAAUCAAAAGUGUUUCAACUUUACUAACUUCUCUUUGGAAGUGUGGGGAAAAAAUCAGCAUAGCAGGCGACAAUGGACUCCCAGCAAUGAUAAAAUGUGGCCUUAUUGGAAAGAUGGUUAAUUGGUAUGAAAAGUUAAAAGGAAUUUUGAUUCUCAGAGGAAAUGAAAAGAACAAAAUCGUUACAAGUCUGGCUGAAGAUUUCUUCAAUGUACUACUGAUUGUAUAUGACAGCAGACCUGAAGGUAAAAUGGAAAUGCUAGAAAACUUUGUUUUGAGAACAUGUACCAUCAUAACUGAUGUAAGAAUUAAUAUUUAUGUCCAACAAGAGGUAGUAAGAAAACUUAAUUUAAUGCUUGACAGCAUGCCUCGAGAUGCCAGGAAAAAGAUAUUUUCUACAGAGGAGAUGUUGCUUGUCAUGAGUGACAUGGGUAGGAGAAUUUUGGAUGCUGGAGACUAUGACCUGCAAGUAGCCAUCACAGAAGCUUUGUGCAGAAUGGUACCAGAGAAACAAAGAAGAGAACUGGCAUGCCAAUGGUUUUCCAUGGAGUUUGUGUCCAAUGCAUUUAAAGGAAUUAAAGAUUCAGAGUUUGAAACAGAUUGCAGAAAAUUUCUUAACCAGGUGAAUGGCAUGCUUGGAGAUAAAAGAAGGGUUUUUACAUAUCCGUGUUUAUCAGCAGCUCUUGAUAAAUAUGAGCUACAGCUCCCAUUGGAUGAAAAUCUUGAAGAAUUUUGGAUUGAUUUCAAUGUUGGCAGUAGAAGUGUAUCUUUCUACGUGGCAGCAGAUAAUGCAGAUCAGCAAUGGGAAACAGUCAUCAUACCAGAGGAAGAGGUAGACCUAUACAACCUUGAAGAGAAAGAUUCAAAGAAAUUAUUAACAAUAGAUCUAAAAAGCCCAAUGAAUGUGGGAAAUCAAGAAGGAGAGAAAUUUUUUUUAUACUUUGAUUCUAUCUUGGAAAUCGAAGAUGUAGCCAGAAAGAUUUAUGGGUUAAAUAAAUGUAAGGAAUUCAGUAAGAAGCAGUCUAUGUCAGUUGCUAAAACAACAGUGCAUAUCAUCUUUGAUGAAAGUGGAUCACAGGUUCUGGUGCCAGAAAGUCAGUUGUCACCAUGUUUGGAAGAAAAAUCUGAAGAUGCCAAAUUCAGUAAGUCCAAAGCACGGCAACUUCCUGGAAUUCAGAGGUCUUUGAAUAAAAACAACCAAGAUAAAUGCAAAGAUGAUUCCUGCAAGAUCACCACGUCUUGUAAAAGGAAAGUGUCUGAAGCAUCAGUGCUUAUUCCUGCAACUGCAAGAUUUUCCACACGGAGUCCACUGGUAUUUCUUAAUACAUCCACUCCUUCUAAAGGACGAUGCAAGUUACCUUUGAAAAUGAUGAGCUCUGUUGAAAGGUCUAACAGUAAUGCAAAUGGGCAAAGAUGUACAUCAGAUAAUGAAUUUUGUGAAACAGGGCAGAAUACCAGGAAAUCAAAAAUCAGAGAAGAGGCAGAACUACCAGAAAAGGCCACACUCCCUACAGUAGAAGUUUCAAAAUUUUUACCAGAAGCAGAAAAUGGAACCACUGAAAAGCAAACUUUAGAUAUUGUUCCUGAUUCCCAGCGAACAGGGAGAAGCAACAAACAACUACUGCCUGGUCAUUUGAAAAGUUCUUCUGAUAAAAAAAGAACAAGGAAAAAAAGAAUGUGUUCUGUCCCUGAGAAGAAUAUAGCAACUGGUGACAGACAAAAGCUAAAUCUGUCAUUGGAACAAUCAUCUCACACAGCUCCUAUUCUUAGUGAAAGAGCUAUGAAACAUAAAACUUUUUGUUCGGUUUUUGGAAGUGCUUCUCCAGACAAACAAAUAAAUAAAAGAAAGCAACAAAGAAAUGGAACUGAAAUCACAAGGGAAGAAAACUGCAAAGUACUGAGUGUGCCAGAAAUAUCUUUGCAUUCUGAUUUUACAAAACACAACAAUACUGAAGAGGAAGCUGACGUUCUCUCAAGAAAGGAGACUGCAGGUCAUGAAAAGUCAAAAAUGAAAAUAAAAUCUAAAGAAAUCACAGAUGCAACAAAAUCACUAAUUAGUAAAAUCAGUGACAGAUAUAAAGAUGAGAAGAGCAAAACAAGAGACUCUUUGGUUUUCAACAGAUCGUGUCCAAAUAAAUCCUGUUUCAGUGUCAAUAAGGAAAAUAUUCAGAAUAGAAAUCUGAAAUCUACUACUUGUCUGGAUACGGCUGCUGAUCAUAGUGUGUAUGAUGUGUACAACUUCAACGUCAGUGUGUUUAAUGAGCCUACAAUAAAAGUCGGAAUCCAAGACUGCUGUGCUAAGGAAGCAAGCACUCAUACAGAUCCAAACAAAAAAGAGAACCCAGUUGAAAGUAAAACUAGCUCUGAAAUGAAAUCAGGAAGAAAAACUAGAUACAAUCAAAGCAAAAAGCAUUUUUUCAGUGACACAGACACAGAAUACAGAGGAGAUGACAGCAAGACAGACAUCAGCUGGCUACAAAAAUCCAAAGCACCAUCUAAGCCACAGAUAAUUGAUUACAGUAGAAAUAAAAACUUAGGGAAGUCAAAAAGAGAAGGCAAAAAGAAGUUCUCUGAACUCCCUUGCUGGAUGGAUACACCCAAAGGCAAAACAGCAAAAGAGAAAAAGCUGAGUGAACGUAAAAAACAAAGUUCAGUAAUUGAUGACAUGAUGGAACAAACCACCAGACCAAAACGACCUCAAAGAGCAGUGCAGCCAAAAAAUUACAAAGAUCCUUCCAGUUCAGAGUCAGGAAGUGAAUUUUCAGCAUGUACCUAUAAGAGGGCAAAAUCAAAAGGACAGAAAGGUGUGAAUGAGAAAAACAAAGAUGGUAAUCAUCAGAAGGAUCUCCAGAAUUUGGUGGAGCCAAAGACAGCAGCAAACUGUGUAAAUAAAGCAUUUAUUAAAUCAAAGAACUCUACAGAACAAGAGGAAAUUGAAAUGUCUUCACCUGAGAGUCCUGCAUCUCUAGAGACCAUGAGAUGUGCUGAGAGAACAUCAGAGGGAUGUGUUACUCAAGACCAUACUUCUAGUGAGGGGUCACCUGGUCUUCAGAAGUCAACACCAGAAAAAAACGAAACAGUAGACUUUGAGAAAGGAAUCUCUCCAAGUAAUCUCUGUCUACAAAAGAAAAAUACUCAACAUAUGCAUCUAAACCAGUCUCCUGAAAUGACUGUUACAAAGUUAACACUUGGAAAGAAAAGUUUUUCACCAGUUCUAACUGCUUCAUCUUUGCUCAACUUAACAUCAGUAACCCCACAUAAAGCAUACUGUGGAAAAAACACAGAGGGAUCUGUAUCUGAAACAUGUAAUGCUGAUGAAAAUUUAAGUUUUAGACGUGGCUUUUCAGACAAAAUUUCUAUUGAAGGAAAACAACAAGACAUUACUAAACCUGUCAUGAAAAAGAAAGGAGAGGAAUUAUCUCCAGUAUCUGUGUCCACUGGAAGUGAAGUACAGUCUUGGAGUCAAGAACCUUAUGGCCCUGCACAUGAGUCAGAGUAUGAAAAUUUGUCCUCUGUAUCUGUAAGUGAUCCAGCUGCUUUGGAUGUGGACAUCUGGGAACCUGGUUGUUCAACUAUCGAUAUAUGUCAGAAGCUCCAAAAAGAAUACACUAAGAAAAUUGAGAGCCGUUCACGGAAAAUGGAGCAUUUUGCAAAGCAGUCAUUAAGAGCUGCCAACCAGCAUUUGACAACGUUGAAUCAACAGCUUCUUGAAUGCAGGCUCAAGCAGCUGGACAGAUUUCAUAUUAUUAUUCUUCAGGAAAUUGAGAAUUUUGAGAAAGAUUCUCAGUCCCUGAAUAACAUGGAGAAAGAAUUACUGACUUUUUGGAAAAAAAAUAAGCAUACUUUCAGUACGUUCAUGAAGAAUGAGCAACAGAGGCUGCAGAUCCUUAAAACAUCCUUUGAAAAGAAUAUCCACCAUAGUGUUGACUAUGAAGAAAAUAUUUUUACUUCAGAGGUGCAUCUGAUGAAAGAAGACAUGAAAGGACUCCAAGAGAAAUUUCUUAAAGAAAUGCAAGAAGAGGAACUGAUUAAUGUUCGCAGAGGAUUGCAGACAUUAUUUCUAGCAGAAGAUGGAAAAUUCUGAAGUAGUACUUCCAUGUACCUUCCUGAAAUUCAAGCUCAAUAUAAACACUCAUUUUCAAUACAAAAUUUGACUUUUUUUUUACUUAAGGAAACUACUGUAAUGAAAACAUAUUUUCCUUAAUAAAGUUGAAGUCUUUUUA